ACUUCCAGCCACUGUGGCUCAAGCCAGCUCAAGCGCUCAAGCAGCUGAAGCUGAAGCUGCUGAAGCAGCUUGAAAUGAAAGCUCAAGGAGGUUGGGCGUGAUGUUCCUUUUGCACAUUGGAUGAUUUCCCUCGGUUUUUGUCACUGUUAUCUCAACAUUCUGGGCGUCCCGUUGGUUUUGUUACUGGCUCACGAUGAGUCCGAAUCGAUCAAACCUACAAUUCAGUAGUCACCGCUCUUGCAGCGUUCCGCAGUGCACGAACCGAUCCGUGAAAGGUAAAAUCAGCCUUCACAGAUUCCCAACCGAUGCUCGGCUCAGGGAGGCCUGGAGAGCGAAGUUGCGAAUCAACAAGUCGAUUUCGACUCAUAUGCAAGUCUGCAGUAUUCAUUUCCUGAGGAAUGACUUCUUCUGGAGUGCAGCUGAUGGCCGUAACAUUCCAAUACCAAAGAAACAGAGGUUGAAGAGAGGGGCCAUUCCCUCACAAUGUUUGCCUGUCGAAAAUCCUGGUCGGAGGCCAGCGAAGCUGAAGAGCCAAUGCAAAGCACGAAACAAGACGUCUCAAAAGCCUCGUCAGAAGCCAAGGGAGUCAAAGCCUAUGGAUAGAAAGGACCAACAGAAGGAAGUUCCACAAGGCGAGAGUUUUGGUUUGCAGUCAUGCUCACCCUUGAGGCACGAAGAGGACACGUCUGGCGACUUUGUGCAAGCGGAGCAACCGAACCACACAGAGAGGACUGACACCGAGUGCGGAAACGCUUGGCUUCCCUCGGUCACCGCCGAAGGGAGUGUUCUGGACAAAGUUGGCGAGCUGGUGAAUGCCAUUCCAGGCUUGAGGCCCGGGAUGUUGCUGGCAUUUCGGAUUCCCCAAGGUGGUGGGAACCCCACUGUGAAACGCCGGAGAGCACCGGGUUCCGAACCCUGCUGGCCGGUGGCCCUGUACCGGCACGGAGACUCUCCCGACUGCUGGCCAGCGCCGCAACACGGGGCGUCUCCGGAAGGAGAAGACGCCACGGUCCAGGCUGCUCACCAGUGCGAACAGCUGAUCACGGGAGACACCGCCGUGGGAGCCCUUGGCCUGCCAGGUCGUUCAACCGCCGCCACGCGGGCUCUGGAUGCAGAUUUCACGUCCCAAGAAGAGGCCAUCGAGGGAUAUUCUUGACGAACACGACCUACAUGCUGAAACUCCGAGACCGGGAGAAGAUGUGGCUAACAGCGGGGAAGCUGGAAACACUGCGUCGCCAUGGCACUGCAGGGCUUCUGGCAUCCCUUGCCUGCCUUCCCACAAUGCCACGACUGUCCCGAGCAAAGACACACCUUGUACGGCAUUAAUGCCACGGUCGACACGGGAAUAUCUGCAUCGAAAUCGCCUUCUGAAUGGGAAAAAGAAA
Messenger RNA from Ixodes scapularis (black-legged tick), 1385 nucleotides. RefSeq lists its product as uncharacterized. NCBI's taxonomy places the organism in Eukaryota, Metazoa, Arthropoda, Arachnida, Ixodida, Ixodidae. The coding region runs from base 194 to 1156 and encodes 320 amino acids. The record is from RefSeq and is a predicted model, not a curated record. Gene Ontology annotation, molecular function: sequence-specific DNA binding. The transcript is spliced from 8 exons.